Messenger RNA from Trypanosoma conorhini, 3504 nucleotides. RefSeq names its product putative myosin heavy chain. Bases 1 to 3504 code for a protein of 1167 amino acids. The transcript has a single exon. Gene Ontology annotation, molecular function: ATP binding; microfilament motor activity; actin filament binding. Lineage: Eukaryota; Euglenozoa; Kinetoplastea; Trypanosomatida; Trypanosomatidae. The record is from RefSeq and is a predicted model, not a curated record. Gene Ontology annotation, biological process: actin filament organization; vesicle transport along actin filament. Gene Ontology annotation, cellular component: cytoplasm; actin cytoskeleton; myosin complex.
AUGACUGAACAGAGUGGAUUUCUGCCAGGGAUGCACUGCAUGUGCUACCACCCCGCGCACGCGUGGGUGCGGGGUGUCAUUGACAGCUUCGACGGCAGGCACGUCUCCGUGAGCACGUUGACCCCUGUGAAGGAGCAGGUGUCAAAGCUUCUUUCCGAGGACGUGUUUGUGUGCGACGAACACGCCAUGGCCGAGGACGUUGAUGACCUGCUGAAACUCUCCGUGCUGCAUGAGGGGACGCUGCUGAACUGCCUGUACUCUCGCUACUUUCGUGACGUGGUGUACACAAACAUUGGGGCUAUUGUUGUGGCACUCAACCCGUUCAACUUCAACAUCCCUUGGUACAUGGACAGCAAGAUGCCGGACUACCUCGCCGAGGGAGAGACGAUUCAGCACAACAUGCCCCACUCAUGGGCGGUGGCACAUUCGACGUACUACGAGAUGCGGCGUGACGGGCAGAACCAGUCCAUUAUUGUCUCGGGUGAGUCGGGCGCGGGCAAGACGGAGGCGGCAAAGAUUGUCAUGAAAUACCUCGCCGCCCUCAGCGCGCUUCAAGGCACCGAGCAGGAAAAAAAAACCGGCUCAUUUGUCGGAGAACGCAUGAUUCAAUCGAACCCCAUCCUUGAGGCCUUUGGAAACGCCAAGACGGUGCGCAACGACAACAGCUCCCGCUUUGGCAAACUCAUGCGCAUCAAGUUUAACCGGAAUGGACUCCUCACAGGGGCGGACGUGACAAAAUAUCUGCUGGAGAAGUCGCGCAUCGUCACUUCAGGACUAAAUGAGCGCGUCUACCACGCUUUUUAUCUACUGCUACGAGGCCGCGAUCGAGAGCGAUACGGGCUUGAAGCACUCCCACAGUACCGUAACGUGAUGGCGGGCAAGGCGCCCGAUAUUGAGGGCGUCGACGACGCGGCGGACUACGAUGACGUCAACACGGCGAUGGGUAUCUGUGGCUUUUCCCAGGAGAAGGUGGAAUCGGUGUGGCGCUGCGUGGGGGCCGUGCUGUCGCUUCUCAAUGUGGAAUUUAUCGCCACUGGCCCUGACACCUGUGAGAUUGACCCACGGACGGAGCGCUACAUCGCGGAUGGUUGUCGCCUGCUCUCCAUCCCCGCGGAGAAGUUGAAGGAGGAGUUAACGACCACCACCCUCACACUACGUGAGGGACCCGUGGUUACGAGGCUAACGAAGGCCAAAGCCGAAGAUGCGAGCAGUUCCUUUUGCAAAGCCCUCUAUAACAAUCUCUUUGAUUUCCUUGUGACGGCCAUUAAUCAAACCAUGGACACAGAGGAUUACACUACCUGGGUGGCGUUGCUGGACAUCUUUGGGUUCGAGGAUUUUAAGGUGAACUCCUUUGAGCAGCUGUGCAUCAACCUCACUAAUGAAACGCUGCAGCGGCACUACAAUUAUUUCAUCUUUUCGCGGGACAUGGAUGAGUGUCGUGAGGAGGGUAUCGAUGUGACGGAGGUCACAUUCCCUGAUAACACCGCAUGUGUGGAGCUGAUCAGUGGCAAGGCUGGGAUUCUCGCAAUACUGGACGAAGACUGCCUCUUGGCGAAGGCCACCGACAACAGCUUCCUCGACAAGAUCACCGAGAGGUUUGCCGGUAAAUCUCCUUUCUUUGGGCGACCACGAUUGGCCAGAGUGCCUUGUUUUCGCAUCGCGCACUACGCCGGCACGGUGACAUACGAGGUGGAUGGCUUUAUCGAAAAGAGCCGCGACACCCUCAAGGAUGCCUUUAAGGUGCUGCUCAAUGAGAGCACGGAUUCCCUGAUCAAAACGCUGCUCCCCAUGCCAAAUCCAGACUGUAAAUCCCGUUACACAGUGGGUGGUUUUUUUCGAAUUCAGCUGAAGGAUCUUAUGGCGGUGAUACACAGCACGAAUCCGCACUGGAUCCGCUGCAUCAAGCCUCAUCCCGCCAAAAAACCACUACAUUUUGACGGGGUGCAAACCUUAACGCAACUGCGUAGUAGUGGUGUACUUGGGACGGUGCAGAUUCGCAAGGCGGGCUAUCCCAUCCGCAUUCCAAUUGUUGCUUUUGCGAAGAAGUACAAAGUUUUGGUGCUUUCUGAAGCAUUAGACUUUGGCGAUGCCGUGGGGGUGACGCGCGCCGUUUUGAAGGCCGCUGGAUUUGACCUGCGGAAUGCGCAAAUAGGAAAGUCACGUAUCUUCCUCAAGUCCGAGGCGUAUCAACAGCUGGAAGUAGUGAAGAAGCAGAAACUGCAGGUAUUUGCUAGGGUGGCCGUGAGUGGCGCGUUGGUCUCGCUGGCGAGGAUGCGUACUGCGGCGUUGGUUCGCCAUCGCUCUGCGGAGAUUGUUCAAGGAUUCCUCCGGCAGCGAAGUGGUCAGCAGUUUUAUCGUGAGAAGGAAUAUGCAUCCCACAAGGAGAAGGUUAUUGCUGAUGUUCUUCAAUUACUGAAGUUGCAGCAGCUGGAGUCGGAGGCGCGAAGCGCCUUCAUGGCGGAACGUGAGCGAUUCUACAACGGUAUCACCGCUAAACGCAAUCGGCUUGUGGAGGACCUCUACGAGCAGUGGCUCACGGAGAAACCAAUACGCGAUGCCGUGGCGUUGGAAUCCCUUAUCGCAGCCGAGGCAUGCGCCCGCAAGGGACUGCAGUCAGUUGCCGUGACUGAAUUGCGGCACACGCUUGUCUUUUUCGAGGACGAUUACGAUAAUGCAAGCAAACGUGAAGAGGAACGUCUGGCGGCGGUGCGUGCCGAAGAGGCGGCAGCGCAGCGAGAGGCCCAACGACGUGAGGCAGCAAUCGCCCGCGCAGAGGCGGAGAGGCGCAAGGAGGAGGAACGGCGUCUUGCCAUUGCGCUUUGGGACAAGCGAAAGCAGGAAGUGGAACAGCGGGUGGCACGACGGGAGGCGGAGCUGCGACGCCUACAUGAAGGCGUUUGUGACGCAACGAAGUCGUUGAGUAUCUCCCUCGCACUUAAAAGGCAGGAACCUGUGCUCCAGGCACGACAACGGGCCGAAUACCCUGCACCGCCAUUUCGCCCCUGUGGGGUUGGUUCCCUACGGUAUCCUAGCAUUGGGCCAGGCGAGUUGCGAGACGGCUUCGCGGCAUCGCCGUUGGGUGGUGAGUAUAGCGGCGCACAGAAGACCCCAAACAGGAGCCGCUCCCGCCAUGGGGGUGUCAGAAACAGCAACCAUUGCACACAUCUGGAUCCAAUGCGAGAGGCGCUACAAUUCGGCAAGGAAUGCGUCUGUCCGGGCAAUGCCGGCUCACUGGAUAUGGUGCGUCGUCUCCGACAUCUUCAGUCGGUGGGCGACAAAUUGCUCGUUUCCAAAACUGGAGAGCUGGGUGGUUCAUUGAAUCCGUAUAGUGCGAAUUGGAGAGCACCGAUAGACGGCGUUGUGAAGCUUCCGGACGGCUCCUUCUGCAGGCUUGCAGAUUCUGCCGCUAUGGGCGACACGUCGAAUACGCAUUGCGAGCGCCGCAACGGCAGCGGUGGGCGUGGUCGUUACGUGUCGCACAGUACGAUGGACUUUGAUCCGUGA